GUGAACUUAUCCUCUACUAGAAACUCGGGUAACUAGAUUUCGGUGUUACUAGAUUGGUGUGUAGUAUAGGUCAAGAUGAGUAAGCUCGUUCUCAGUGCCAUCGCGGUGUUUUCCGAGCCCCAUUGCCACCCCAAUCCAAUGCCUCCGCUCGGGAAACCCUCCACCGCGUGGAGGAGGAGUUGCACCAGGAGAAAUUGCGACUUCAUCGAGCUGAGAUUUUCGACACUAUCACAACACUUCGCCAAGUGGCCAGGUUGGCCUCGACAACAACGUUGCGACCCGCGGUCGCAGCCAACAUCUACAACGCCAAAUCCGACCCAAGCGCAUGGGCAAAGAAUGUACGGAAGAUGAAGAAGAAGUUUGAGCAUCUACAACGAAAAACGCAAGCGAAGAACGACAAAUUCUUGCGCACACACGCGCCAGCGCACCUAUGGCCCGUGCUAGGUGUGGGAGCGACGUGCUGUCGGAACGUCAUCGCACUUGAGAAGCUCCUGAAGUGGGCGGGUCACAAGGACACAAACCUGUGCGCGGAAAUCGUCACAGGCUUCCCCGCGGUGGGCAACGCGACCCAAACAAACGUGUGGGAAACGGACCCCAACGUAACUCCAAUCACGGACAAGCAGCUCCAAGAAUUCUUCGACAACGUCUCCAUCGUUAAGCGCGCCGCACCGCGUUUCGAUGACGCAGUGCUGGAGUCCAUGUUCGAGGACGCGGAAAAAAUGGCUGAUGCAGGCAGCUACAUUCGCACCACGCAGCAGCAACUCGUCACUAAUCCAUCCUACGCGUUCCCAAAGGUGGAAGAACUAAAAAUCCGGCAAAUCAUCGAUGCACGGCCUCAAAACGAGUACUCAACAUUGCCGGAGAAAGUCCGGCUACAUGGCACUCGCAUGAUACAGGAAAUGUACGCGGCAUACCUCGCCCCGCUGGGGCUAGAAGCCACGUCAACGCGACUGCCGUCCAGCCACACGGCAAACGAAGCGUGGAGACAAGCUGAGCUGCAUCGCAACUCAGAGCACCCAGCAGCAGACGCAACCCCAGAGCAACUGGCUGAGCAAAUCAGAAGUCUCAACCAGGAGACCCCACCGGCAUCAACAACAGCAACGCUGCCGGAAGCAGUCGUGCGCGACUGGUCAAAGGCCUACUACCUGUUUGGAGUGGCGCGGCCCGAGCAUAACAGCAUCGCUUUCUACGCACCUAGUAGAGGCGACUGGCAGUACUACCACGCCGCAGUGCUCAACAUGGGCAACACAUUGUCGGUGCCAAAUUUCUGCAGAAUCUCGGAAGCAUUCAUGACCAUCUUGGACAAAACCACGAUGCCUGCACUAAUUUACAUCGAUGACGCCUUCCUGCUCGGUCCGAACAGCGAGACCGCAGAACUCAUGCGCCAAACAUACGAUGCAUUGUCGGCAUGCUGCGGCAUGGCGCUGGCCGAAAAAGCCGAUGGAAACCAGAUCAGCACAGCUACCAACGCCGUCAAGGUGCUUGGAGUCUGGUACCUAUACGACCGCACAAACGCGGCCGUCUACGCCUACGUCUCCUACAAGAACCUAGCGAAACUCCUCAAAGCCGGCAACCUCCUGCUGCAGCAGAUCAAGUCCAAGUCCAUCAAGAAGAAGCAAGUUCAAAAAGUGCUCGGAAUGCUGAACUUCGUCAUCUGUCACACCACCAGAAUCGGCGCAGAAUUCCUGAGAGGAAUGCACACGUGGACAACCGAUAGCUUCGAUUUCUUGAAAAGCAACAAGCAAGAACGCGCCUCACUUGCAAGAUUAACCAAAGCGGCGGUUGCACAUGCAACGCAGCUGCCACCGCAACCACUUUCCUGGACCGCGGCAAAUUACGUCUUCCUCUACCUUGACGCGAGCACAGAUGGGCUACAGGGAGAGCCAAUGAUCGGCGGUCUGCUACUAGACGCACACGGCAGCCCGCACACGUUCGCUUCAGCGGCCCCUACGGGGGAUUGGACAAUCGAACAAUACGAAACCAUGGCCGUGUGCCUGGCCCAACAUCACUUUCGCCACCAGCUCCGCGGGGCAACUUGCAUCUGUAGCAUCGACAACACCGGAGAGCUAUACGCGCUAAUCAAAACUAGCGCUAGGAACGCGCACACGGCCCGUUUGGCCACCUGGGCAGCAAAGAGGAACGUGGAUCUGGAUUGCAGAAUGUGGCAUCGCUACGUGCAAACAGCACGUAACCCGGCCGACCCGCUUACGAGGAUGGACCUCAUCCACCACGCCACAGCACUAUGGGGCCGGCAGGCCGAGGACGUCCGCGACGUCCCGCCGGAUAUCUUGAAUCUGUUAACAUCAGCAACGCAUCCGUUGCCCGAGGUAAUCAUCGGUCCGCACGAGAAGUGCGAACGCAUUUGGGGCAAGGACUACCUCAGCACCAUCGAGCAUGGUGGGCUGCGGAACUUCUUCGAGCAAGAGAUCAAAUACUGGCAAGGACUCAGCCUUACCCCAACCGACGACGAAAACGCCGCCGUGCACAAGAAACCUCAGGUCGUCCGCGACCGAAAGCGGCAUAACAAGAUGACAACAAAGAGAAAAGGCACGCGUGAAAAGGGGAAUACGCCUCUGCCAAGGCAUAGCCCAAACCGUCGUGAGAAAAGGCACGGGAGGGCCCUCAUGAAAAAGGGCGUGCGCACUUGA
This is a messenger RNA of Amoebophrya sp. A25, 2648 nucleotides long. The record is from the annotation of a GenBank genome assembly. Lineage: Eukaryota; Dinophyceae; Syndiniales; Amoebophryaceae.